Molecule: messenger RNA, 736 nt
Organism: Rosa chinensis
Lineage: Eukaryota; Viridiplantae; Streptophyta; Magnoliopsida; Rosales; Rosaceae
Exons: 2
Source: RefSeq, a predicted model, not a curated record
ACUGCUAUUUCUAGUAUGAGCUGUUCAAACUUAUGUGAUCUUGAUACUUUGGUUACUAGAAAUCCUGGCUUCAUUGACUACAGAGUGGCUCCUCUGUCAAAAUUUGGGAACUACUCAUGUCAAAACACAAGUGGAGGACCAAGGAUAACUCUUAGGUGCAAUAGUUGUCAACCAAUUCAAGACAAUAUGUAUAUUUCCUGGCAGUUCAUUGAUCUUCCUGAUAAUCCUGCUGCUGCUGUUGGAUUUCAGUUAAAUCUUACUGCAAGGAGUCAUGCUAAUAAAAGACAUCUGAGUUUUGUUAGUGGAACCCUAGAGAUUGGAAGUACUUUGGAUGAUAGACCAGUUACAUUCAGAGGGAGUAAUACAAAUAUAUUGAAACUCAGUUUAUUUCCGCGGAUAUACCAUAAUCUACAUGAUCUAAGGCUCAUCCAACCUUUGUUUCAUGCGUUUGUACUGGGUUCAUUCUUUAAUGACACAAGUCAGCUCCAAGCAUCCCUUCAAAGGCCUAAGGAUGGAAUACUUAACACCACAUUGUACAUCAACUUCCUCUCUGACUACAUUAUGGAGAUAGAUAAGCAAAAUAUUAUGGGUCCUGUGAGCUUCCUUGCUGAUCUUGGCGGCUUGUAUUGCAUCUCCAUUGGCAUAUUUUUCUACCUUCUGGUGCAAGUAUGAAACUUGACCCUCAAAGUUUUGCUUUGUUCUUCAUCACUAUUUUCAUGCUUACGAAAAGUUUCAA